Molecule: messenger RNA, 4475 nt
Organism: Lineus longissimus
Lineage: Eukaryota; Metazoa; Nemertea; Pilidiophora; Heteronemertea; Lineidae
Product: signal peptide peptidase-like 3
Exons: 13
Coding region: 483-1637 (384 amino acids)
Biological process (GO): membrane protein proteolysis
Cellular component (GO): Golgi-associated vesicle membrane; lumenal side of endoplasmic reticulum membrane; cytoplasmic side of endoplasmic reticulum membrane
Molecular function (GO): aspartic endopeptidase activity, intramembrane cleaving
Source: RefSeq, a predicted model, not a curated record
UUAGCAAAGAUGGAGUUCUAAAAGUUGGAAUUCUCGAUUUUAUCAAUCCUUUUGUGUUGACUGCGGCCUUCAGUGGCAGUUUUUGCAGCAGAAGCCGACAUUGCAUGAUCGCCAUAUAUCUUUAUAACAUUUUAGCAUUUGCUUUUUACUAGCAACUCCUGAUUCCGAGCUAUACACGACGAUUGCUUAGGCGUCACCUGGGACGAAACUGGUCUUGUUUUCCCUUUCUCUGCUAGCUAACUGUAUACAUUGUAUACAAGUAUAGUACAUUGAUGUACAGGAGUUCUCUUUGUGAUUGUGAGAUUCAACACAUGGUUUAUUGUAAUCUUCAUUGUUAGCAAGAAUCAUGCCUGAAUACGAAUGGGCAGGAUGUUGAUAUGAGUCCAUGAAAUGCCUCCAUAAAAUCACUUGACUUGUUACCCACCCUGCUGAAAGUAAAUCUCUCUCAAGGAAGUAUCUUAUUUGGCAAGCUGUUCAUUGGCAUGGACAUGUUGGCAUGGGCCUAUUCCGUGGUGGAUUCCUCUCGAAUUUCCACAUUUGUCAUAUCCAUUUUACUCAUCGUCUAUGGAAGUUUCAGGUCGCUGAACAUUGAACAAGAGAAUCGUGAAAGAGAGAAAGAGAAAAACAAUGGACAUGAUGGAUACUCAACAGAUGACGCUAAUGGUGCUGCAGGUCAAGAGAACAAUGUGCAAACUAUCGAUACGUGCCAGGCAAUGUUCCUACCGAUCGGAGCAUCAAUAUCACUGCUUGUAAUGUUCCUCUUCUUUGAUUCGCUACAGAUGGUAUUUGCAGUCUGCACUGCUGUCCUGGCCACUGUUGCAUUUGCUUUCCUGUUACUGCCAAUGUGUCAGUAUCUAAUGCGACCAUGUACUUAUGGACAAAAAAUAUCAUUUGGAUGCUGUGGACGGUUCACUGGAGCUGAGAUUAUGGCAUUUUGUCUUUCAUUUCUCAUUGUGUGUAUCUGGGUGCUAACUGGACAUUGGUUACUUAUGGACGCUCUUGGAAUGGGAUUAUGUGUGGCAUUUAUAGCUCUGAUCAGACUGCCAAGUCUCAAGGUCUCCACACUGCUUCUUGUGGGACUCCUUGUCUACGAUGUGUUCUGGGUUUUCUUCUCGCAAUAUAUCUUCAAGGCCAAUGUCAUGGUGAAAGUUGCAACACGGCCGGCUGAUAACCCUGUGGGUAUGUUUGCGAAGAAGUUCCACCUUGGGGGACUGAUGAGAGAUGCCCCAAAAUUAUCUUUACCUGGAAAAUUAGUGUUCCCAAGCAUGCACAACACUGGCCAUUUUUCGAUGUUAGGACUUGGUGAUAUAGUCAUGCCAGGUCUUUUGUUGUGUUUUGUGUUGCGAUAUGAUGCGUACAAGAAAACCCAGCUCAUAUCCACCGAAGCAGGAUUACCACCACCUCACAUGUAUAACAAAGUCACAUACUUCCAUUGUUCUCUCAUAGGAUAUUUUUUAGGGUUAUUGACAGCGACUGUUUCAUCCGAAGUGUUCAGAGCAGCUCAGCCUGCACUUCUCUACCUUGUGCCAUUUACAUUACUUCCACUUGUCACUAUGGCAUAUCUCAAAGGUGACCUUCGACGAAUGUGGCAUGAACCAUUUUUGAUCACUCAACAGCCUAAGUUUAUGGAAGUAUGACAUUAUGUAUGAUCAGAUCAAAUUUGAAACAUUUCUCAACCAGCGAAGAUUUAGAGAUCACUACCUUUUGGGCAAGAUGUGCGAUAUUCUUGUACUUCAUUAUCAGAGUUGAAGUCGGAGUGGGUGUCGUAACUGACGCGCGACCUCUGUAUUCUAAGGAAUAUUCUAAUAGUGGAUAUCAGGGAGUAAGACCAGUGUAAUCGAGCAUUGCAACUUCAUUGGGUUCUGACUAAGGAGGGAGUCAGAUUGUUCACUGUGUGAACUAGGACUUGAGAUAUUGAUUACGAUUCAGAGAGUUUAUGGAUUCCUAUGUAGUCAUCACAAUAUUCAUUCACAACAAUGUGAGGGUAUUAAUCAGUGAUCAUGUUAAAUUGAUUAUCAGUUGUAGGACAAGCAAAUUGUUUUGUGUACUUUUCACGUCGGGAUUGAUCUUGUGGAGCUGCAUCGUGCUUCAGUGUGAUUGGUUGUAAAACUCUUCAUGAGACACAAAAACCAGCCAAAGCUGAUUUACAAUGCAUAAAGAAAGAUUUUCCUGUCAGUAUCAUUUCUGAAAUGUCUCUGGGUUCCAACUUCAUGACCUCGAUUUUUGGAAUUUUUCUCAUGCUUAAUUUGGCCGAAUUACUCAUGGUAGGGGAAGUGGUUUAGAAGUGAGCUUGUAGGCUUUGUUUAGGUUUGGAGGUAUCCGGAAUCUGGUAUCCAGGAUUUGAGAUAACCAGAUCAUACUUUCUAGUCAUUAUUUUAGGGUAGUUUAUAUCUCUCAUGAUAUUAGUGUUAGCCUCAAUUCUUAGAUGUAGCUUCAAAAUAUACUAUAAGUAUAAACUGUGAAAUUGUCACUUUCCGUCGGUGAUAGACUCAUAUCGCAUUUGUUGCUGAAAUCCUCAUCUAUUAGAGUAGCGGGUAAUCACUUUUUCUUCCAAUCAGUUGUCCUAAAUGGCUGAAUGAAGAAAUACAAUGAAUACCUUUAAAACAAAUAAUCCAAAAAAAUCAAAUCAAAUGUCUGGUUGAUGAAUUUCAUCAGUUUUUGAAAGUUUGGUUCCAAUCAGAUACAUGUACUUAAUUAUUAGUUCUUUUGUAUUCUAAUUCAAAAUUUAGUAGUUUAGUUCAAUUUGUAUCUUUUUAGGGUAUGGCAUGGCUGGUUUAAUUGGUAUUUCUUUGUAAUGCAGGUGUCGGAUUUAUGCUGCUUUAGUUUGUUUGUCUGUAUGCUUGAUAUUCAGAUGUUUAAAGAUCAUGAUGGGACCAGCAUCUUGGGUUUAGAUUAGGUGUGGCCAGGUCUAGUAAUUGGUGAAGAUUUGCAAAUUUGGUUUUGACUUAUGUACAUGUAUUUAGAACAAAAAAUAGUGCGAUGGGCUUCAGGAUGGGGCAGUUAAUAAUUUGCUUGUCUGCGAUGGAAAGAAACUUUAGUUAAACCAAGGGCAGGGUUAUGAAUGUGUCCAUGGCGUUAAAGCCAACAUGUCUGUUUUUAGGACACUCUCCCAAUUAUGGACAGCGGUGUAAGUCCUGUCAACUCAGUACUUGUGUAUAUUUCUUAUAUUGGUCAUUUCCAUUUGCCCUCUGAUGUAGACACCUCUUCAGGACAGUGAGGUCCAUUAAUUACCUCUCACAAAAGACUUUCUGAUUAUUCCUCAAGAGGUUGAAUACUUGUUUCUCUCAAGUGUAAUUCUUCUUUGAUGUCUUAAUGAUUUAGUGAACUGCCGCUGUGUAGUGUGAUGGAGAGAACAACUUUCCUCCUGCCUAAUUCAAUGUUAAGUGAUUUUUGAGCAUAAGGUGGUAUCCUUCAGUUUCACAAAAAAAAUGUUGCAGUGAUACGUUAAGUAUUUCAAUUUUGAAGUUGAUUGGCUUGCACAAUUAUUCAGUUCACUGUGGUGUUGACGAAAUAUUUUAAAUUAGAUAUGAAAUGCUCUAUGAAGCUUAAUUGAUGGCAUGUCCAAAAAUCUCUGUUGGGGGUCAGAAUAGAAAUGAGAAUAGUAUGAGGAGCAGGGAAAAUUUAGUCAUUUGACAUUUAUAUGCGUGGUGGACUUGAUCUAACUUUGGCACGUGUGCUUUCCAACUGAAGCGUUUUUUUACAGAUGAAAACCGCCCUGGUGUUCAGCGAAAUUUGUUGCCAUAUUACAAGUGUCAGUCAUAAGUUACGAAAAGUCCUCUGCGCAUGAGUACCAGAUACGUUAUUGAAACAUUUUGUUGGCUUAUUUUCUGUGUAAUGCUCACUUUUUGCAGUCCUCCAAGGAGUCCGUUCUGUCUGAUGCAGUUUGUUUUGUGUGGGCUUUAACCCUGGUCAUACCUUUUUGACUCCAUAAGGACAAAAUGCUGUAUUUCUGGCCAUGACGUCAUCCCCAAAAUGCUUGUUGAGUACAACUAUUUACUAGUCUAGGUGUAGAUUGCAAUAGAUUUUUUACCAGGUUUGUGUUUUGUACUUGUUUUUUUAUACACUUGUAUUAAUUGUACUUUGUAGAAAAUUGAUUUGAGUUCGUUUGUACAUGGCUCAAACUGCAACUUGAUGGGAACAUUUACAACUAAUGCUGUAAAAAGAAUUGUUUCAGAAGUAUAGUUAAAGAAUCUUGAGGGUUCUUCUGUGAUGCCAUGCAUCUGAAAUCGUACACAGAUUUUCAACAUACGCUUUGUGUGCACAUUGAUUAUGUAUCUUGGGUUACUCUCUGAAGGAAUACUGUCAUGCUGGUGUUGGCUGUCAGUUUUAAAUGUCCCUUUUGUCAAUUGGCCGUGUACGUCACCACCAUAUCGUCAUGAGUGUAGAUGCGGGUUAAGUUGUAUUUGUUAUUUAUUUCAUGUAGUAUGGCUUUGAAUUGAAUGAAUCUCAUGAAAACAAUAAAAAAAUUAUGGAUA